AUACAUGGAGUCCGAAGCAACAUCCACAUGGAACUAUUUUGCUAAAAAGUGCAUAAAAAUUGAGCCGUGAAUAAAAGUAGUUUAGCAUAUUCAAUCGUAUUUUGCAAACAAUAUUUCACGCUGGAUAUCUUAAUUCAAAAUGAACGGAUUAUCGCUACGCGUUUCGUCUAUUCGAGCGAAUGAAAACGUGAAGAAAAAUUCUGAAAUACGAAUGGAUCUACUCAAAGUGCCUUCAUCAUGUCUCUAUCAACCUGAAAACAAAUACAUUACCGGUUUGGCGGAAGCAACAUCCGUAGAUGAGCAGAUUCGAAUACUAAAAGAGUAUUCCGCUUAUAUUUUGGACAUAGAGAAAUCCCUUUUAUCGAACAUUCAAAUUUUAGCAGAAUUGUUCAUAGAAGCUCCACUCAAGCAUGCUGUAAAAAAUACGAUAACUAAGUUUCUUGGUCAAGUCACAAUUGGCAAGGAAGUCGUGGUGCAGGGUCUGUCGAACACGAUCCGCAGUCGAAUCCAAAGUUUCGACAAACAGCAGAAAAGCACUUUGGCUAGUCGUAAUGCAAUCAUCAACAGUAUUGGAAGUUGCUUUGAGAACUUCAAGGUAGGAGUGGAUGCCAUUCGUUGUUGCUUGCAAGAUAUCCUGAGCUUCUUCAACAAGUCCUUGAUGUUAUAUACGGAGCAACUGAGCCAAAAUAUAUCACCUUCUGACAAAAGUGAAAUUAGUCUCUACAUUCAUGUGACUAUCCGCGUGGCGAUAUCGUGCUUUAACCAGUUUGCCGGUUCAAUAAGGAGCACAUACGAGGGUGAAAAGAACGUCGAGAAACUGAUUCUCAUCUGCUGGGAUCUGUUAGAAAACCCAGAAAUACCCAUGGAUACGAAAAUUAACUGCGGCAUACUGAUCACGAUGAAUGCAAACAUGGAGAAGCGAUACCUACGCUUGACAGAGCGUAUAUUCUCUGAAGAAAACUCGACGAAGAAGUUGUGCCUAUUGAAUGGCGUUAUUUGUACCAUCGAGACGGAGUUCUUCGGCGAACCAGAUUUCAACGGUUUCAAUAUAUUUUCGAGAACGGCGAACGUGCUGAAGGAGAUUUCUGAGGAGAACUCUAUAGAACCCAGUAUAAUAUUAGGUGUAUCGAGAGGUUUUCUACAAAUGACCAAAAGGCUACUGUCUUUGCAGCUGGUUGAGUAUAUGAAGAGAGAGCAUAGGGAAUUAAUCGAAAUUCUCGCAGUAAACCUUGGGUAUUCACUAUCUCAUUUAGAUCAUUACAUGGACAGUGUUCGUCAUCUUUGUAAAGAACUGUUGAAACUGACAAUUCAGUUAGGAGUCAAAGUAAAUGACAAGCUAAACCACAUCAUUUACGACUACAUCAGAAACGUAAGCAUCAACAUCAAUACGAAAUGUAUCUUAAUAGGCGCUAUCUGCUCGAUAGUGAAAGCAAAAGCCGUACUACAAGCCGUACCAAAUGUGAUAGAAUUUUUACUGAAAUCUUUGACGACUAAUGAUCAUGCCAACAUCAAUCUGCACAUCAACAACUGCUAUGAAACACUCAUGAUGUCGUAUGGAUACGAAGAGAACAAACAGGAAUGGUUCAACAAGUGGAUCAACCCCGUACUGGUAGAGAUCGCCAAGAACGACAACAAUGCGGAAGUAAAGCAAACGCUUUUCGAUCUCAUCCGUAAGGCAAUUAAGGCUUAUCCCGAAAUUGCGAUAUGCAUGAUCGAGAGCAAGACCACUGUCAAUUUCGGUCUGAUCUUGACCUCAUUGGGAAUAGCGAAAAAGACUGGUCUGUUUGACAAAAUCUGUUCGAAUGAAUUAAAAUGGAAGAAUUUGCUUCCAUACCGGGAAAUUAAACUUGCCAUGGUCUCAGCGGAUGACUCCACGCGAAUGUCUGCUCUACAUCUGUUGACAGAAUGCCAUAAAAGUACUGAACUGUUUACGAAACAAGAUCUUGAAUGCAUUCUGUUCUUCCUGGAAACUAAUAUCAACGUGCAAGCACCUUCUUUGAGGCAGAAAAUCACAUGUUAUAUGAAAAAUGCACUGAAUCGACUCAAGUCUGGGUUCCUCAGUAUCAUAAAGAAGUCCGAUACCGAUGGUAAAAGUCAUUACUACUAUGACUUUGUGAAAAGGCUACAUCACUUUUGUAUAGACAAUCUCUUCGUAGGAGCUAAUUACAGUCGUCGAACGAUAUCGUUUCAAGUGUUGAUUCAGUUGUUGCAAAUAGCUAGCUAUAUAUUUUAUGACAAUGAGAACACGAGUAUGUGGAAUGAGCAACAAGUGCAUACCUUGUUGAACUCAUUAAAUGACAGCUACGAGACAAAUAAGGUCUACUGCAUGAGUGUGCUGUUCUACUGUCCAAAAUAUUAUUUUGACAGCUUCACCCACUUGAUUAAUUAUGAUGUCGUCAAAAUACUCAUGACCAGCAUCAAGCCCAAUGAUACCAUCUCGGCGGCAUAUUACCUAGAAUAUUUAUGUUUCGUUAAUACAAAUAUUGAACCUCCAAUGAUAGCUGACUGUUCCAGUUCUACUAUUCAACCAAAGGUGCACAAAACACUUCUAUGGUGUGAUCAGAUCCUACAACAAGAUUUGCUUGUGGCAAAAGCAUCGCUGCUCCGAGCAGCACGUGACAAUCCCAUGUUUGGGUCUUUGGGAUGCAUCCGCCAUUUGCUGAGCAAACUGGACUUCAAGGAAAUUUCCAAAUGUAAUCAUUGGGCCACAUUCAUCGCAAAACUGGUGCUAACCUGUCAAGAAUUAACUCAAGUAGUGUCCACAGUAGUAAACAGCUCUUCACCUGAAGGCCAUUUGCCGAACGAUUUCAGUGCCAUUGAAAAUUACGGUUUCGACGAAGAUGUAGAAAUGCAGUCCAUUGAGCCAUCCGGUGAUGAGGAAACAGGGGACGAAAAUUGCAUUGAUCUUAAAACUACUCCCCAAAUGGUGCUUUUAUGUUCAUGGCGGACUGUGAAAGAGGUUUCACUGAUUUUAGGAGAUAUAGCGUUCCGCAGUCCGAUUAUUAAGAAUCGACAUUCCAUAGACGCUGAAACUCCAGAAGAUGGCUACGGUCUUGUAAGCUGUGAUAGAAUUAUUGAAAUAGGCUCUCAUUUUACACAGUUGCUAGCGGAGACGAAACAUCGAGGGGCGUUCGAGCAAGCCUAUGUCGGUUUUUCCAAAUUGUGCAUACGACUUUGGGGUUCGCAGCAUUCCGAGCUACAUCAACUGCCUAUGAAAUGGCUGCAGGAAAUGAUUAAUGUGAUCAAUAGUGAAGGGUCCGUUGACAAUGGAGACAGCAACCUCAACCCUGAUAAAAUAUGCUCAACACGACGAAGUGCAGGCAUUCCGUACAUGAUGCAGGCCCUCAUUACAUCAGAACUCCAAGUCAGCUCAUCCAAAGGACUGCAGUUUUCAGUAAGGAAACUGAUCGAGCUGUGCCGACGUGGAUCUACGGCUCAAACACGAACUCAUUCAUUGAAUAUAUUACGCGCUUUGUUUCGUUCUACUGAUCUUGGAGAAGCCAUCGGAGAAUUCGUUUCGGACGGCAUUGAGUGCGCCAUAAAUGGAUACGAUGCAGAAUGUUGGUCGGAACGCAACUCUUCAACGCUUUUAUUUUCUUCUUUGAUGAUUCGAGUAUUCGGAGUUCAACGUACUAAGGAUUCAGAAAACUUGAACAUUCGAAAUAAGAUGACUGGACGCAUAUUUUUCUUAAGAUAUCCUCAGUUGUAUGACUUUUUUAUAACAGAGCUGGAGAAGGCUAGCCAAAUUAUUGUAAAAGGGGCUCGCAGUAAAAAAUUGCACCCGUUGUUAUUGCUUUUGAGUAGGCUUUACCCUUCGGCGCUCGAAGGAAGUGAAUCGAACUUGAAGUUGUCUAGAUUUGUACCGAUUGUGUCGAUCUGUUCAGGAUGCGCGGAACUACAAACGCGAUAUCUGGCUGCCAAGUUCAUUGCGAUCAUCGUUUCACCUGAUUUGGUAUUCGAUAGGAUAUUCUUGCUGCUUGAAAGUUUGAACCGAUCCAAUAACAAAGGAAUCAAUCCGAACUCUCUACACGGGGCACUCCUGCAAAUACUUUACCUGGUGAAGACUAGGACUUUGGGGGUAAUGCCCGAAUCCAGCAAUCAACUGAACAAUUGGAUUGAACUGUACACUGCUAUUUCAAACUACCUGUUUGAAGUGAAACCAAACUUCGUCCUGUACGGUGCCAUUAUAGAUAUACUGAUUGAGAUUCUGGCAAGAUGCCAAAAUGUAAUUUUCACAGAGGAUGAUCAAUUCCUGGACGAUCUGAGCAACAUUGUAGAUUAUUUAUUCAACUUGACAAAACAGAAAAGUUUUUAUGGUACAGAGCUCAUAAUGCGAAAACUUGUUCUGAUAAAAGUAGUUAUGUACAUGUACAAUGACGAUGAAAACGUACCGAACGGUUGCUUCCUCUGUGAUAUUGACCCCGACAAGCAUGGCUACGACUAUCUUGAAGCAGCUAUGAAUAUCAUUCUCCUGAUUUUGGACUGUCAAGAUUUCUCGGUGAAUGCAGAACAGUACGAACUGGAUAGAAUGGAAAUAUUCUACAUACGACAUCUGAGCAACUGCAAACGGACAAAAAUUAAAGCGUUACAAAACGAGUUUAUCAAGUCUCCAUCAUUCCACCAUUUCUUAAAAAUGAUCAUUGGGAAGAACGUGAAUUAUAACUGUACGGUGAAAGCUUAUACAAUCAUAAGUUUUAGUAUAACAGGUGUGCAAACAUUGGUGACAUCUUGCAGCAGCAGAGAAAAUAUGAAAACACUAUACGAAAGUGCGAUUCGAAAACCCGAUCAGCUAAGGGCCAGUAUUUAUAAAUGCAUCAAAUGUAUAUAUAAUGCAGAAAUGAAAAAUGCGGACAGUGCUCUAGAUGUAAACAUUCUGCCGACCAUGGCUUCAGCUAUACAAUGCUACAGCAUCAGGGCCACAACUGUGCAAAUUCUGAAGGUAACAUCAAGGCGAUUCAGUGAAUCCAAAUCCCUGGAAUAUCGCCUUAGUUACAGCAAAGCGUUGCUGGCUCUUUUACGUGACGAUGAUUCGGAUAUACGAGAAUCGUCGGCGUCCAUCGUGACGUUUUUGUUCAACCACGCCGAAGAGGUUAAAAUUCAGCCCAUCCUUUCAUCAUACGCCCAGAAACUAUUUCUUCGCACUUUGUCAAAAACUAUGCUGGCCAAGAAGUUUUCCAUCAGCCAGGUUAUCGCAAUGAUGUUGGUUCUCAUGGCAAGUGAGUUGGACGAAGACGAUGAAGAUUGUUUGAGUGAAGAAUCCGAAUUUAAGGUAUUUGAUAAAAACGAAGUCAACAUCUACGGUGAAGCACAGUUGUUAAAGGAAAUUUGUAUGGUGGAAAUACAAGCACUGAUUGCCGAACAUAAUGUACAUAUCGAAUCAAAUAUCGAUAAGAUUGUUAAAACUGCAGAGAAGAUUUGCGCUGUAAAAAUUGCAUUUAGGAAUAUUCUGGUUGAUGCUCAAAAACCUGCCAAACUGGUCAAUAUAACUGAUGACCAACUCGAAAUGUAAAUAAAUUAUAACUGUAUGUAUAUAGUAAAUUAUCAAAAGCAUGGAGAUGUUUUCAUAAGGAAACUAAAUUAUUCGAAGUAAUGUCGAUUGAUGAGGGUAAUUCUGUGUAGAAACCAAGUUUCUGACUCACUUUUAAUUGAGUUGUAUUCAAUUUAAAGUACGUGCAAUAAAUCCCUAAAAUGUA
Molecule: messenger RNA, 5693 nt
Organism: Armigeres subalbatus
Lineage: Eukaryota; Metazoa; Arthropoda; Insecta; Diptera; Culicidae
Gene: THADA
Product: tRNA (32-2'-O)-methyltransferase regulator THADA
Exons: 13
Coding region: 140-5509 (1789 amino acids)
Biological process (GO): tRNA methylation
Cellular component (GO): cytosol
Source: RefSeq, a predicted model, not a curated record